Messenger RNA from Clonostachys byssicola, 498 nucleotides. NCBI's taxonomy places the organism in Eukaryota, Fungi, Ascomycota, Sordariomycetes, Hypocreales, Bionectriaceae. The record is from the annotation of a GenBank genome assembly.
AUGGGGCAGCCCUCGAACUCUUCUUCGCAAACAACACAAACCUCUGAAAAGUCCAUCCCGUCCUUGAGCCGGUCAACCCAGCAACCAAGCAUAGACCGAAAGAAGCGCCACUCCAGCAGAUCCUCCCGCUCCAAACGCUCCUCGUGGCACCUCACAGCCGAAGCCCAACUCCAGCAGCACCUCGAGAGACUCGCCUACCCAGAAGCCGCCGCCAUGGCCCGCUCCGAAGACGUCAGCAGCACCGGAUCCUCCUCCCCCCCUCGCCAGUACGAGUCCAGCCCGGCCCCCUCGUCCGCGCCCAGCGAGCCCUCCAGCAUCGACUCCCGAGCCACCUCGUCCACCUCCACCACCAUGUCUUCAGCCGGGGGCGGAGUGCUCCACGAUGGCAAUUGCCACUUUGCCUACUCGGCUGAGCUGCGGAUGGUGGACACCCUUGUGUCUCUUUUGGCCCAGAACGCACGCGGACAGUCGUCCUCCUCCUCCUCGAGACAGCCAUGA